AUGGUGCAAGCGCCCAUGAUAUCUUGCCCGCUCAAGACCACAUCGGAGGUGAGCUGGGUCGAACCACUGUCCCAGUAUAUCCGCACGAGUUAUGGAGACGACCCCAGCAAAUAUGUCGAAGAGAUUGGAACGUUAAACAGGUUACGGCAAGACAUGAGGGGCGCAGGCGCCGACUCGGCAUCUGGAAGAGACUUGCUCUACAGAUACUAUGGACAACUAGAGCUGCUGGACCUCCGGUUCCCCAUCGAUGAAGCGCACAUCAAGAUUUCUUUUCAGUGGUUUGAUGCCUUUACGCGCGCCGCCACAUCGCAGUACUCAUUGGCCUUUGAGAAGGCCUCUGUCAUCUUCAACAUAGCCGCUGUCUUGUCCUGUCAUGCAACCGCCCAGAAUCGGUCAGAGGACAAGGACCUCAAGACAGCCUAUCACUCGUUCCAAGCAUCUGCAGGCAUGUUCACCUACAUUAACGAGAACUUCCUCCAUGCGCCGUCCACCGAUUUAAAUCGAGACACCAUUAAAACCCUCAUCAACAUUGUUCUCGGCCAAGCGCAGGAAGUGUUUAUGGAAAAACAAGUCCGUGACGGAAAGAAACCAGCACUCCUGGCCAAACUUGCUGCACAAGCGCAAUUUCUGUACAGCCAGGCGAAGGAGGGUCUUGAAUCCGAUCAUGCACGAGGGGUGUUUGAGUCUUCUUGGUUGAAGUUGAUCCAGGUUAAAGCAUUACACUUCUCUUCGCUGGCCGAGUACUAUCAGGCUUUGGCAGAGGAGGAGACGAAUCAACAGGGAUCUGCGGUUGCGCGAUUACAGCUGGCAGAGAAGUCAAGCAAGCAGGCCUACUCACUCGCAAAGGCCUUUCCUUCGUCACCGCCCUCUGCUUCAAAUCUCGGGUCUGACACCGCUUCAACGCUACAGUCAAUUACCCGGAGACAGAUGGAGAGUGUACAAGAGAAGCUGGUAGCUUCAGUCAAAGACAAUGAUUUCAUAUACCACCAGACCGUUCCACCAGAAGCGUCCUUGGCCCCCGUCACAAAACUCCCGGCGGCAAAAGCCAUCCCCCUCUCCGAGCUAUAUCAAGGUCAGGAUAUCCAAAGGAUCAUCGGGCCGGACAUCUUUCAGAAAAUUGUCCCCAUGUCAGUCACAGAAUCAGCAAGUAUGUACGACGAAGAGAAGGCGAAGUUGAUUCGAUCCGAGGCGGAGAAGGUUGAACAAGCCAAUGGAGAGAUGGCUGCCAGUCUCGACUAUCUCAAGCUGCCCAAUAGUCUCAAUGUCUUGAAGGGCGGGCUCGAACAAGAAAUGGGUGUAGACAGGGAAUUUGAACAGUGGUGUCAAGAACUGGCGAACCAGCAACCUUUUACAGCAGCUUUUGAACAAUUGCAGAGAGACAAGCAGAGCGUGUUGGAUAGUUUGGCUAAAAGCACGAAACAACUGGACAUGGAGGAGAGCGUGUGCGAGAAGAUGCGAUCCAAGUAUGGAGCCGAUUGGACCCAGCAACCGAGUUCGAGGUUAACGUCGACACUGAGAGCGGAUAUCAAGAGCUACCGCGACACGGUGGAUGAGGCUGGAAACAGUGACGCGCAACUUUUCUCGACAGCGCGGCAGUAUGAAAGUGAUUUUGAAGAGAUGCGUAACGCAGGCGAACAUGGCGAGGCCGACAUUCUGUAUCAACAGGCGUUGAUUAAGGCUGGGUCUGGGACCAAACACAGAGCCAAAGACGCAGACGAAGGCACGCUUCUCGACGAGGACUACGGGGAGGGAGGUUUGUCCGUUGCAGACCAGAUCGCCAAAGUGGAAGAUCUUUUACGGAAACUCAAUCUCGUGAAACGCGAACGGAUGCAGGUCCUGAAAGAUUUGAAGGAGAAAGUCCACACCGACGACAUAUCAAAUGUGCUCAUCCUGAACAAAAAGGCCAUCGCGAACCAAGAGAACCAGUUGUUCCAAGCCGAGCUCGAGAAGUUCCGCUCUCACCAAAAUCGGCUCAUCUCAACCGUCCACAAACAGUCUUCGUUAUUGAAAGAAUUGACCAAGACAUACGGUGAUUUGCUGCAAGAUAAGCGGGUGCGGUCAGACCAGCAGAGGUACGAUGCCGUACAAAAGAGCAAGAACAGUGUUAUGAGCAAGUAUCGAAGAGUCUUCAAUGCGCACGAGGACCUGAUACAGGGACUUAUGCGUGCACAAGGCUUCUACAGCGAGAUGAAGGAAAGCGUCGACAGUCUAGAGAAGAACGUUGAUUCCUUCGUCAGCAAUCGCCGAGCUGAGGGAGCGCAACUGCUUCAUCAAAUCGAACAGGCCAAAAACAGUUCGGCGGAUGGUCAGGCUGCUGCCGAGCAAAAGAGAAUGCAAGAGUUGAUGAACCGCUUGUCGAUGGAACCCAAGGCGACGUCGCCCUCGCAAUCAGACCCUCCUGCUCUUCCUCCUCUACCACCCAUAACGGCUUCCAGAUCGCCGGCACCAGUCUCACCAACACACCCUACCACAAACGCCGACCCGCGCUUUACGAUCCCUCCCCGUCAUUCGCCGGUCCCCGUUAUACCCAAUGGAUAUUCAAAUCAAUUCCAGCCUCCUUCGCAGCCGACGAACCCGUCGCCGAUUGAAUCUCAGCAUGCCUUUGCUCAAGGGGCAGCAGCACCGCUUUCCUCUGGCUAUAAUCCCAUGGCUUACCCUUCGAGGUCGGUUGCAUCACCGAACCAGCAGCAGGCUUCCUAUGGCUUCUCCCCAAUCACUUCACCUCCGCCCGGUUCCAUGAAUACAUAUUUCCCACCAGCUGGCCAAAAUCACCAACCAUUGGCAUUCACUUCCCCAAGCCACCAGUAUUCUCAGUAUGCCUUUCCCCUCCAACCAGGCGCGCCUCCGCCGGGUGCACCUUAUCAAACUCCUUCGCCGCAUCCACAGGGACCCCAAUCCCAAGCACCUUACCAGCAACAACAGCCUUAUCAACCCUCGCCGUCCCCAUACAAUAUGCCCCAGAACUACGUCCCUCCCCCUCCGCCCCCUGGCCCUCCUGGCGGCGGCUCAACAACACAAUACCCUCCUAACCCUUCUGGCGUUUGGGCCAGUGGACCGGGCGGGUACGCGAACUAUACACAUCCCGUCAGAUAUGGGCAACCGAAUCAGCAGCAAGGCCAAAGUCAGGGCCAAGGGCAGACGCAGCAGGCACAAGUUGGGAGUGGGCAAAAUGUCGGAGGACAGGAGCAGGAUCCGUGGGCUGGAUUAAGUGCAUGGAAGUAG
Messenger RNA from Fonsecaea nubica, 3222 nucleotides. RefSeq lists its product as hypothetical. Gene Ontology annotation, molecular function: protein binding. The record is from RefSeq and is a predicted model, not a curated record. Gene Ontology annotation, biological process: protein transport to vacuole involved in ubiquitin-dependent protein catabolic process via the multivesicular body sorting pathway. Lineage: Eukaryota; Fungi; Ascomycota; Eurotiomycetes; Chaetothyriales; Herpotrichiellaceae. Bases 1 to 3222 code for a protein of 1073 amino acids. The transcript has a single exon. Gene Ontology annotation, cellular component: endosome.